AUGGAGGUCAAUAUUCCCCCGGGAACAACCACCACGUCGGUUCCAGCGAAGACGACCGAGCCUGAACCUCGACUGGUCCUAUCAACAUUCCCUGAUAACCCCUCCGAUCGAGCCACUUCGCUUUCCAAUGACCACGCAGACACUAUACGAGGUGCAACGAGCGGCAAUGCAGCAAGGGCCAAUCUGUAUGCAGCCGAGAAAUACGGCAAUGCAUGCUCAGAGAAACUCCCCGUCAAGACGCAUAACCACCUCUUGUUUCCGCCGUUGCCUGCAUACGGCCCUCCGACUAUCGCCUCCAGCAUAAAGUACUACGCGAUUCGAGCGGUCUCCUUUGUUCUCUCGCUAGGCUUUUUGACUGCGAUCUUUGUCAGCGCAUUGUCCCGUACCGCUGGGAUGGUACUUGCCAAUGCAAGCGCAAGUCUACAAGGUCGGAAGCCUGCUUCGGGGAGAGUUUUCGAAGCCGAGGAAAAAAAGCGCAAGUUGGCACGGGCCGAGUCAGACCGGAAAUGGCAUAUUCGGCAACAGAAGAAACACGUGGAUGAGGAGCAAGGGCCAGAUGAAUGCCCACCGCUGGAAGGAGGCAAGGAUCCGGUUGUCUGCGAUGUUGCAUACUAUGCGCGACGGGUCGGAUUGGAUGUUGAGACAUUUCGAGUCCAGACUGAGGAUGGAUUCAUCAUCACACUCUGGCAUGUUUACAACCCUCAAGAAUAUGCAGCACUCCCAGCCGAGCAACGGCGUGAGCGUGGACCUGCGGUCUUUAAUAGCACGAAGAGCUGGCCUCCUUCCAGCUCCAGUGCAAAACGCCGGUACCCCGUUCUUUUGAUUCACGGGCUGUUGCAGAGCGCAGGCGCUUACUGCACCAAUGAUGACGAUAGCCUUGCAUUCUAUCUUUGCAAGUCUGGGUACGACGUUUGGCUGGGAAACAACCGAUGUGGAAUGACGCCCGAGCACGCCACUCUGUCUCCAUCUGAUCCACGCAUGUGGUCCUGGGAUAUUCGGCAUCUCGGUACACUCGACCUGGUGGCACUUACAUCUCGUGUGCUAUAUGAGACCGGCUUUGGGAAGCUGGGUCUCGUAUGCCACUCACAAGGAACUACGGAGACGUUCGUGGCGCUGGCGAAGGAGCAUCGACCCGAGCUUGGAGAGCGUCUCUCCGUAUUCUGUGCCCUCGCACCCGCUGCCUACGCUGGAGCCCUCGUCAGCAGACCCUAUUUCCGCUUCAUGGGCAUGCUCUCUGCCAAAGCGUUUCGCGUCUUCUUCGGGAUUCACGCUUUCAUCCCGUUCAUGAUGACUGUCCACCGCACCUUUCCUCCCAGACUAUACGGCAUGCUUGCAUACUGUGUAUUUUCAUACCUCUUCGACUGGUCCGAUUCCCGCUGGGAGCGAGACUUGCGAGACCGCAUGUUUCAAUUCGCUCCUGUAUAUGUCAGUGCCGAGAUUAUGCGGUGGUGGUUAGGAACCGACGGGUUUGCCAAGCACAAGUGCAUUCUCGCCACAGAAGAUCAGUCUGCUUCUGAGUCAAGUGCAGACCAACAUGUUCGAGACGAGGUCGGUCGAGAGCAUGGAGAUGACCCGGGAGGUCCUUGCUUAUCUGCUCCCGGCGACAGAGCAUGGUUUGGUCCCCAAGUACCUCCCUUUGCGCUGUGGGUUGGUGGCUCUGAUGCACUGGUGGAUGGUCGUCGACUUCUCCAACGCUUCGAAGGGGGGUUCGAGCCUUAUGUUCGAGUCGUACACUCGAAGAUCAUUGAGGAGUAUGAGCAUCUUGAUGUUCUCUGGGCCAUGGAUGCUAUUGAGCAGGUUGGAAAGGAAGUUCGCCAGGUCAUCUGGAAUACCAUACCCGACGAUGUGCGAGGCAUCUGCCGUGUUCCGCGGGGCAUAAACCAGAGUCUGCUCGGGGCGUCGGAGGCCAGGUGCACAUAG
Penicillium subrubescens is the source of this 1920-nucleotide messenger RNA. RefSeq names its product putative ab-hydrolase associated lipase. The record is from RefSeq and is a predicted model, not a curated record. Lineage: Eukaryota; Fungi; Ascomycota; Eurotiomycetes; Eurotiales; Aspergillaceae. The coding region runs from base 1 to 1920 and encodes 639 amino acids. The transcript has a single exon. Gene Ontology annotation, biological process: lipid metabolic process.